AUGUCAGACGCUAUCGGUUCGGUGCGAACAUUGAAGAGGAAGAACGUCAAAGGUCUUGCUUUGGCAGCACCUGCCCCGCGGCCUGUAGCGCCUUCAGAGAGUGAUCUCCAGAUUCCGGGCGGCAACGGCAAUGAAAAUGCCAGGCAGACCGCACAGCUUGAGAUAGGUAUCGAAUACAAAUUGGAUCUGAAGAGGGAGGAUCUAGAGGUUCUGAAGGACCUGGGACAUGGAAAUGGAGGAACCGUCAGCAAAGUCAGGCACAUGGCGACGGGAACAGUUAUGGCAAGAAAGGUUAUCCAUGUAGAAGCGAAAAAGGAAAUGCGCCGUCGAAUUGUCAGGGAACUGCAAAUCAUGCACGACACCAACUCAGAAUUCAUUGUCAAUUUCUAUGGAGCCUUUCUCAGCGAUACAAACGACGUUAUCAUGUGCAUGGAAUAUAUGGAUGUUGGUUCUCUUGACAGAAUCUCCAAACUGUUCGGUCCCGUACGGGUGGAUGUGUUGGGGAAGAUUGCAGAAGCGACGCUUGGAGGACUGACUUACCUCUACAUUAAGCAUCACAUCAUGCACAGAGACAUCAAACCCUCGAAUAUCCUGGUGAACUCGAAGGGCCAGAUCAAGCUGUGUGAUUUCGGCGUCUCAGGAGAGCUAGUCAAUUCUGUGGCUGAUACUUUUGUUGGGACUUCAACAUAUAUGGCCCCAGAAAGAAUCCAAGGCCAGAAAUACACGGUGAAGUCGGAUGUUUGGAGUUUUGGCUUAUCAGUCAUGGAGUUGGCAAUCGGGAAAUUCCCCUUCGAUGCCAGCGAGCACUUGUCUGAUGGAGACGGUGCUCCAUCCGGUAUUCUGGAUCUUCUACAACAGAUUGUUUAUGAGCCAGCUCCCAAGCUUCCCAAGAGCGAAGCCUUUCCCCAGAUUUUGGAGGAUAUGAUCCAGAAAUGUAUGGCCAAGGCCCCAGAAGAACGUCCUACGCCACAAGAACUUUUUGAACGCGAGCCUUUCGUACAAGCAGCCAAGAGAACUCCGGUAGAUUUGAGAGAAUGGGCGGUCAGUCUGAUCGAAAAAGACAAUCGCAAAUCCCAUCUCGCCCCUCAGCUAUCACCCUCUACACAACAACUCCUUCGUUCCGGAGAUUCGCCCACCGGACCGUAUCCCUCAAACUCCCCAGAUUACUCGUUACCUACACCAACAUCUGGUGACAUACCAAUUGGUGGUGGUGAUGUGCGUUCAGCAGUAACCUCUCCCCAGUAUAGCGACAGAUCACCAACCAAGAAUGGAUCAAAUAGCCUUGGUCGUGCAUCAGGUGCUCCAUACCAUCCUGGUCUUCCUCCUCGAGUCUCUACAACAAAUUCUGUCCCUAAAGUCACGACAUUGAACGUGCCAGAUCACUCGUCCAAUGGCCCUUCCAGUGCCAAUGCUGCUUCUUUUUCCACCACAACACUCCCCAUGCGGCCUGCACCACCUGCAGGACCCUUACCACCACCCCCGGUUCCGAAGAAAGAGAAUGCUGAUGGCGACGUGAAAAAGGAAAGUAGACGACAAGCCACCUUUGGCAAUGGCUUGUAUGGAUCUGGAUAUCCAGGCAACGGGUCCAACUCGUACGAAUAUUAA
Messenger RNA from Cadophora gregata, 1605 nucleotides. RefSeq names its product MAP kinase kinase (MEK) (gene STE7). Bases 1 to 1605 code for a protein of 534 amino acids. The record is from RefSeq and is a predicted model, not a curated record. Lineage: Eukaryota; Fungi; Ascomycota; Leotiomycetes; Helotiales; Ploettnerulaceae. Gene Ontology annotation, biological process: protein phosphorylation. Gene Ontology annotation, molecular function: protein kinase activity; ATP binding. The transcript has 4 exons.